This is a messenger RNA of Cylas formicarius (sweet potato weevil), 4045 nucleotides long. RefSeq lists its product as uncharacterized. The coding region runs from base 341 to 3799 and encodes 1152 amino acids. The transcript is spliced from 4 exons. NCBI's taxonomy places the organism in Eukaryota, Metazoa, Arthropoda, Insecta, Coleoptera, Brentidae. The record is from RefSeq and is a predicted model, not a curated record.
UGCCACGCCAUUGGACGGCGUAUGUUAAAGAGACACAUCAUUUUUCUGUAACGCAAACACGACCGGACAUUAAUGAGGAUUAUAUUAAUAAAGGAUAUUACUACAAAUCGAUAACGUAGAGGAAAUUCCUGACGUGGACUUUACGGUCAAACGAAAAUCGUCCGCCACCAAGCAGGAGUGGAUGAAAUUUUCAUUGUUUUCAUGACCGCGUUGAAUGAAAAGCUUGUCGAGGGAAUAACGUACGCGCCAAACUUUGCACCGCGAAAGUUUAACGGUAUCGAUCUUUGGCGAAACUGUUCAGCCUCCUUUAUUACGAGGAGGCCCGGCGACGGUAAGACGAAUGUAUUUUGAAGAAUAUUACUUCAGAUAUAAUAUGAAUGUGGUAAGGCCGUAUAAGAAAAGGCCAUUGUUCCGACAGUCGAGUUGCGACAUCAACGCCGAAACCGACGAUAACAGCGACGGAGCAGAAAACCCAAGUUCGCUAAGUCCGUCGCCUAGCGAACAUGACAUCGAAAUGGAAUUCAUAAACAAAAAGAAGGGCUGGAAGAAGAAAAUAUCUAGGAAGCAAUUCAGACAUCACGAUAUCAAACUGUUCAUGCCUGCAACAAAUUCGACAACGUGUCUGCUGAAGCAGAAAGACGCACCGACCAACCUAAAGAAACCCGAGCCCCUGACAAAAGAAGCCAUCACCGAGUCGAUCGUAAAGUCUCUGACGCCUACGGAAAACCACGCGAGGAAAUCGUUUUCGUUUCCCGAAAGUAGCGACGCGUCGCUCACCGAAAUGAACAACGGCGCCGCCAGAAACGGCAAACACAAUUUACCGCCCAUAAUCGUAGAAACUCCUGUCGCGAGACGAAGAAGCGUUGACGUGACGACGUCCAAACCCCAAGAAGCGCCCAAUCGCGAACCUAAAUCUCUCGAUAUGGGAACGUUUUAUAUGUCAACGGCCCCCGAAACACGAUUGCCGAACGCGCAAAACCCUCCGUGUUCGGAAGCACCGAACUACCAUCCGCUAUCCAAUCGACAAGGCGAUUAUCUUUUUACGCGGGGUACGUCUUCGUCUAGCGCUACGCGUCCCGAAUUGCCGAUUCCGCCCCCGCCGCCGUACCAAAAGAACGUCUUUAAUCCUGACGCCAUGACAGCCCAUUACCUGAAACUGAUGAACGGUUCGAAAAACAACGCGGAAUCUUCGGACAUUGCGGCCGACUACUACGUGAAGCUACUGUACAGCUACAUGAACGGCGAGCCGUCGUUCCAGUCGUUCGAAUCGAUAGCGUACGCUUACACGUUCGUAUUGCACAUCUGCAACCGCGUCCCCGGCCAGAAUCCGAUCAAACGGAACAUCAAAAAAGUGCUGAACAAAACCGUGAUCUAUAUCGAAAAUCAAUUACGGCACCUCAACGUUUCGCCGUACGCGGUCAUCGAUAUACUUGUCAAUCCCCACAGGACCGUGGAGAAAAAUAAUCUACGAAAUCACGUCGACAAAGUGCUGCGGGCGCACCACAUCAAUCUCAGAAAUGCGCAGACAUCCGAUCAACCUAUCGGGCAGCAACCGACUCGCGAACCGCCGGAGGGGCGUGUCCAUGCGCUCACGAACGGUGGACUGUAUAGCGUUUACCCCAAUACCCAACCCCCGCCGUACCCGUAUACGUCAGCUGGUCCGUUUCUGGCACAUCAACGAAGGACGAACGUAGACGUGCAGAGUUCACUACCAGAUUUUCAGAGCGUUCGAGCGCAGAAUAUGGCAGCGCCGGUCGAAUCGAUACGGCGCCAACACGAAAACCACGUCACCCAGAACCCAACCUGGAGGCCGGAGGGUCAUGGCGCAGCACCACCACCAAGCACGGUCGUACCGGAAGAUCGCUGUUCGCAGGAGUCUCAGAACGGCAGCUCUACUUCGGCAAUGACGCCUCCAGACAAAGAUACGAGGCACCUUUCGUUGGAUCCGUCGACCUUGAACCGCGACGAUGUGUUCGAAGAAAUCACCCAGGAAGUGGUGGUCGGAAACGAUUACACGCACAAAUUACGCAGAGUUCGAAUCGGACGUCUGCCGGAACUGGAGAAUCAGCCGCUACCGUUCCUCACCCCGCCGAUGCAGGCAAACUUUUGCCCUCCGGCUCCGGAGGGCAAACAUACUCCUAGGGAGACGGCAGUUCCGCAGCACUCACCGCAAACACUUCAUACUAUCGUUAAGCUGAAGCCGGAAACCAUCCAGGUAACGGGUAAAAAGUCGCCGGCAAAGAUGACGGCGCGGCCUGAAGUCGGACUGAAUCUCACAGUAACGGCGCAGAAAAACCGGUCCGAUCCCCAAACCGCGAUUCCUAUUCAAGUGAGUACGGAUGCGCCUGAAACGGUUCUGAACCUGUCAAAACCGCCGCAAAAUGUUCGAAUAGUUAAAGAGACGCCCCAGAAUAAAAUUCAACGAGAUCCACUGCCGGCAUCGGCUCCUAAAUUGGGGCUCAAUUUAACGAUAUCAUCUCGAGAAGCCCGCUCCACACAUGACGUUCAAACCGCUCCGGUAUCUAGUGAUAACAUAAGUCGGACGAAAACGGUAGUCGAAUCUCCUCAAACUUUGCCUACGAGAAGGAAAAUCGUCCGAGUUGGGAACGUAGUUCCCGAGGUGAUUGUUGCCGACGAAUCGAUGCAAAUAACCAAAGAAUCGGUGAAACGCGAGCCGGAUGACGAAAAAUCGGAAAACACGGGAGAUAUCACGGACAUGCAGGAGGUCGAGUUUUUGGAACUCUUGAAAAAGCUGCGACAUACGAUCCCCAGCAGCAAGCUGCGGCGUAUCAUCCUGAACGAAACAGGAAUCUUUCAAGGUCCGAUCCAAAACGAGGAGCCCAUUGAGAUCACCGACAGUGACGAUGAAAGUCAAUGCGACGAACGAAAAAGCAACGUCGACGAGAACGGCGAGUCGCAAUUGGAUGAGACUGACAUCGACAAAACCGCGGCCAUCAUGGACCUGUCAAAAAGCCACGAAACGACGUGUGAAAAAAACGAGGAGAAGAAAAAAACACAAACGGAAGAGUUAACGGAUAAAAUAAACUCGAGCGCACAACUCCCGACGAAAUCGAAAGACAUUUACUCGCCGGAAGUCGAGCCGAUCUCACCGACGGACGACGGCGAAAGCGCUUUCAUUUUUCCUGAGAAAAACCCUGCGACGUUGCCAAACGUACAAACCCGAGUCGAAGAUGCACAGCCGCCUAACCGUAAAAGAAAACAACAUGAUUGUCCCGAUAGCGAAGCGAAUAAAAAAACGCAAACGGAUACCGGCACCGUGAAAAUGGAACGGGCCAGCACGCCGUUGCUCCUCAACGAUCUCCCGAAGGGUAAACUGUGUUAUUUUCGGGAAAGCAACACGCUGCUGAGAUAUUUUGAAGAUAAUCAGGCGGAACUUUUCGUGAAAAACUUGACGGAACAGGACGACGAGUUUAUAAAAAGUUUGGGACUCGACCCGGUGAGGUUUAGGGAUUUGCAAAGGAAACGGGUGUCCGCUACCCGAAAAUCGGAGACCGAAAUCGUCAAACUGCCGCACAACGUAGAAUUCAGCAUGAGAGAGGAUUUCCUGGAAGCGGAGGAUUUCGUAAAGGAGUUGAAGCUGGUGGAAGAGUACGUACCGAAAGAUUUUAGCAGUUUUUAUAGGUUCGUUACGGGCUAUCAGAUAGUUAGGAAUAAAAACCCGGUUUCUUUACAAACGUUUCUGGUUAUGUAUAACACGAAUAGGACCAAUGACUUGCUGGCCAAGUAUAUACGCAAGGAGCAGUGCUACACGACUGCCCCAACGGACAACGCGGAAUAAACAAAAUUCUUCCCAAAAGCUGAUGGGACGUUUUAUUGAUACAUACAUAUCACCAUUAUUACGUUACAAUAAUAUUUGGUCCACUUAGUAUUAUUUGCUUUAAAGGCUUGAUGCUGCAUUCACGUAGCUUAAUACUUAUAGUAUUAUUUUUAAAUCAUUAUUAGUUGUUUAGUAUUAUUACAAUUAGUAACGUAAAUUUUAAGACUGUUUUUUUUUACUUUUAUAAAAAUAAACUUUCGAAGCACA